AUGUGGUUAUCAGAUGGUGCAGUGAGCCGCAAGCUUCGAUACACUAAAGCAAUCGCUCCAGAAUCGAAGCGUCUGUCCUCUCUUUUCACAUUAUCAAACGGUUCCGCAGCUAUUGGAGAUCCAAAACUAAGAGGUCAAAAAUACACAAAACUUGAAGGAAGAUAUUACAUCAAGUGCGAUGACGAUGGAGUCGAGAAGAUACCACCAAAUGAGGAGGAAGAUAUCAAUGCAGUAGCAGAGACCAUCAAUGCAUACAAAAAGCUACAUGGAACCGCACCCGACAUGGGUAUAGCGGUACACAUGUACGAACUCAAGGUAUCGUUAAAGGGACGCUUGCGACUGAGAAGAACCUCUCACCUCAUCCGAAGCAAAGCAUGUUUGCCGGCGAGCGUGAAUGGCCAGUCCUCUGUCGCUAUUCCUCUGAGCCAGGCGAUCCAGGGCCUGACGUCGGAUUUUAUCAUGGAGUCUUUGCCUUGGCCACGAACAACUAUCAGGAUCGCAUUCCUCAGCCCCGAGGCUUCGCCAUUAAGGUUUUUGACGUCCAUGGUGAAUCCCUUCUGGCCGGUGAAGGUGUCCCGAUACAAGAUAUCGAAUCUAAGCCCACCCCGGCGCUCGACCUUGCAGAUGCAAAAAACAAUAAAAGAAAUUAUUGAUCUUAGGAUCAGACAUGGUGGGAGUCAACCAGGGCUUUACAAACAUCUCGAGCAACGACCGUACACAAACCUGCAGGAAUUCAGGGACACGGUCCGCAACACACAUCUAGAGUCGACGAGGCAAUACUUACAAACAGUAUGUCGCUUUGGCGAUUAUGUUGUGAAUAUUGCCUGGGUACCCAACUCCGACACCCAGCGCAAGCAGUACGAGGAGACUGUGAAGCCCGAGCAUGGAAUUGAUAUCCUGCAUAAAUGGCUGCAGAACUUCCAUAGAGGACAUGAUGCAGAGUACCUCCUCCAAUUCCAGCUUUUUGAAAACCUUGACGACAGCCUGUUGAUUAUGCUGGGAAAGUCUGGGAUCCAUAAAAUUAUCCUUGGUAAACAGUUGCUAGGCUCAGCAUACCAAGCAAGACUCUUUCAAUUAUGCUUUGAAGAACUUCUGGGUAGAUCGACCACGAGUUGA
Endocarpon pusillum Z07020 is the source of this 1116-nucleotide messenger RNA. RefSeq lists its product as uncharacterized. The record is from RefSeq and is a predicted model, not a curated record. The coding region runs from base 1 to 1116 and encodes 371 amino acids. The transcript has 2 exons. NCBI's taxonomy places the organism in Eukaryota, Fungi, Ascomycota, Eurotiomycetes, Verrucariales, Verrucariaceae.